AUGGUAAACGAGACAAGCGCCGCACCUCCUCCACCUCCAGUCGCCAAGAAAUUCCCUGCUCCCGCUCCGGUCCCCAAACCGCCAGUUGUAUCUCCAACAGGUCCCGAAGGAGCCUUCCUUGUGGAGUUGAUGAUGUACAAUGGCUCACCCUUCAAAGACCAUUGGGCGUACUGGAUAUCCUCCCGUGUAAACCCUGAUGUUGGUGUCGCGAUGGACGCAGCUGGUGAUGUGCGGAGUGGUUUCGAGUUUCAGAUCAGGCGCAACCUCGAUUUAACCGAUUCUUCGAACCAGCCAUGGAAAAGGGUUCCAUUACAAUGGGUGGAUGGAAAGCAUUUCGAUGAAGCCAGAAUGUUCAACGGUGGGGAGUUCAAAGUCGACACGGUACCAGUCUGCGGUUUUGAAGCCAGCGCGCACAAAGUCAAGGUUCCGGAAAAGUCUUUGAACUCGGUUGAGGAGAUGGUGGAUACAAGCGACGUUGGAAAGAAAAUCUCACAGCGGAACUGCCAGACUUGGAUCGUCGAAUCCGCAGACCAGCUCGUUAAAGACGAUAUCUUCAACAAGGGGGCUGCGACCUAUCUUCACGCAGUCCGGCAGUGA
Messenger RNA from Aspergillus chevalieri, 597 nucleotides. RefSeq lists its product as uncharacterized. The coding region runs from base 1 to 597 and encodes 198 amino acids. NCBI's taxonomy places the organism in Eukaryota, Fungi, Ascomycota, Eurotiomycetes, Eurotiales, Aspergillaceae. The transcript is spliced from 2 exons. The record is from RefSeq and is a predicted model, not a curated record.